Nymphaea colorata (pocket water lily) is the source of this 5089-nucleotide messenger RNA. Its product is annotated as pentatricopeptide repeat-containing protein At2g22070-like. NCBI's taxonomy places the organism in Eukaryota, Viridiplantae, Streptophyta, Magnoliopsida, Nymphaeales, Nymphaeaceae. Gene Ontology annotation, molecular function: zinc ion binding; RNA binding; protein binding. The coding region runs from base 223 to 3687 and encodes 1154 amino acids. The transcript has a single exon. Gene Ontology annotation, biological process: RNA modification. The record is from RefSeq and is a predicted model, not a curated record.
UGACCCAGCUCGCUUUAGCUCAUCCGCCGCGCCGGGGAAUGAGUGGCGGCCUGCGUUUGCCAUGCACUGCGGGGCAACCCCACCAUCAUCCUUCCUCUGAACUUCUGCCUAUCGUGGAGGAGGCCGUCGCCGUCCACCCGCCGGGGAAGGAGAACCGCGGCCUGCCGAUGCUGCACCGGUUGGUGCUCCUUUCUUCCCUUCUGGUGCUUUUGACACCGUCUGAUGGAGGUGCCAUCCUGCCUUCUUCCUGCUCCUUACACCUCUCCUCCUUCGUGCGGCCACCAGCACCAUACUCCUUCUUCCCUCGCCACCACCAUUCCUUCCAUCCAAUUUCCCAGCAGGUUCCUUCGACGCACACCACCUUACCGCCUGCUGCUUUCCUCCUUCUCCUCCUCCCCUUCUUCUUCGACCACUCUUUCUUUCAAACCACUAAAAUUGCAUGCAGCUAGUAAUUCGACGGCAACAAGGGUUCGUGUUACCAAUGUAGAGCACGCUCCUGAUGUUUCAUUCUCGUUCCUACUAAGGCGCCUCGACCAGGAGGAUGCUGCGUUGCAGGCGAGGCAGCUUCUUGCUCUUUCAGUGAAGUUGAGUGUCUGCUUCGACCAUGUCUCCGUUGCGAAUAAGCUGAUUCUUUUGCUAGCGAGGGGCUUCCUACUGGAGGAUGCACGCCAACUGUUCGUUAGAAUACCGAGGAGAAGUGUCAUGAUUUACCAUUCGUUGAUCUCUUCGUACUGCGAACGGCAGCUCUGGGACGGCGCCUUUGGUUUGUUUGUUCUAAUGGUUGCGGAUGGGUGCUUGCCGGAUAAGUCUUUGUUGCGAAUGAUUCUCAAGGCUUGCUCCUUGGUUAAGUCUCUUGAAUUGGGCAGGAUGAUCCAUGGAUACGCGAUGAGAAAGCAGUUGGACCUUAAUGUCUUUGUCUGCGGUGCCCUCGUUGAAAUGUACGCAAAAUGUGGGAGUUUGGACGGUGCGCGCAACGCUCUUAUAUGGACAAGGAAAUGCCUAUGGGGAGAUGGCCGCCGACUGAGGAAGGAAAUGUCCGACAAAGGUGCCAUCGUUUACGCUCCAUUAAUCACUUCAUACUGUAGGGAGCAGCAGUGGCUUCAAGCUCUUGGUACGUUGGCGUUGAUGGUCGCCGAUGGGUUCUUAGCAGAUAAGUUUUUGUUACCAAGCGUGCUCAAGGCCUGCUCUGAGAUUGAGUCUCUUUCCUUAGGAAUGAUGAUUCAUGGGUAUCUGAUAAGAAGGGAGUUGGAAUUCGACGUUUUCAUUGGGAAUGCUCUCAUUGACAUGUAUGUCAAAUGUGGACGCUUGAAUAGAGCAAGAAAAGCCUUUGAUGUAAUGCCUCUGAGAGAUGUUGUAUCGUGGACGGUGAUGAUUUCAGCUUAUGCGGAGGUUGGUCUUCUCGAUGAAGCCAUGCUGUGUUUUGAGUUGAUGGUAGAUGCUGGAGUGCAGGCGGACGUGAUUGCUUGGAACGCGUUGAUUGCUGGAUCUGCAAAGUUUGGCGAUCUUCACAUGGCGCUUGAGCUGUUAGAUGAAAUGAGGAUGAGUGGUCUAAGCCCUGGCGUGAGUUCCUGGAAUGGAAUUAUAUCUGGAUGUGUAUGCAAUGGUUAUGCCGAGGAUGCUCUACUAGUUUUUCGUCAGAUGCGACUAUCUGAAAAGCCUAACACCAUCACCAUCUCAAGCAUACUUGCUGCUUUAUCUGACAUGAAUUUUCUCCAGUUGGGAAAGGAAGUUCACGCCUACGCAAUCAGAUGUGCAAUGGAAACUAACGUGUUUAUAAAUGGAUCUAUCCUUGGCAUGUACCUAAAAUGUGGAAAGCGAGAGUGUGCUCAAAAGAUUUUUGAAUCCAUGUCUGACGUAUGUCCUACCGUGUGGAAUGAAAUGAUCGCCUCUUAUGCUAAUGAUGGCGACCUGGAACGGGCUCUGGAGUUUCUCAAUAGGAUGAGAAGUAGCGGUGUGGAGCCAGACGUUGUCACGUACAAUACGUUACUCGCCUCAUAUGCACGAGCAGGAGAAAAGGACCAAGCGUUCAAGAGAUUCUCAGAAAUGAUCUCAUUGGGUUUGAAGCCCAAUAUUGUCACGUUCAACGUUCUUAUCUCUGGCUUUCAGCAGUGUGGACAAACUAUUGAAGCUCUUAAACUGUUUCAGUGUAUGCAAUUGUCAUCUGAAAUUACUCCAGAUGGCUGUCUCAGUGCACAGUUGCAUACUGAUGGACAAAGCAAGUCUUUGUUUCACCAUGCUACACGCCUAGGCCUGCAGCCUGAUGCAAUUACACUUACCAGUGCUCUUGCAGCGUGUGCUGAUUUGAAAAGGCAAAUGCAAGGAAAGCAGAUCCAUGCUUAUGUCCUGAGAAAUUGGUUGGAGCAAAACGUGUUUCUUUCAAGUGCACUGGUUGACAUGUAUGCCAAAUGUCAAGACAUGAGUUCGGCCACAAAGACAUUCUGCAGGAUUGUUGACAAGAAUACUGUCUGUUGGAACUGUUUAAUUGCGGGCUGUAAUCAAAAUGCACAACCAGAGAGCUCUCUGAAACUUUUUUCUCGAAUGCUUGAGGAUGGUGUCAUGCUAAGUGCCGUUACGAUCAUAUUAUUGCUGUCCGCAUGCAGCAGUACCGUGGCAUUGAGACUUGGACGAGAAUUACAUGGUUCUGCUAUGAAGUUUGGUUUCUAUCGUGGUAGUGCUCUUGCAAGUGCACUUAUAGAUAUGUAUGCAAAAUGUGGGAGCAUAAAAGAAGCACGACAGGUAUUUGACCGUACCACUGCACGGGACGCUGCAUUGUGGAAUGUGAUGAUUUCAGGAUAUGCAAUGCAUGGGAUGGCCAGAGAUGCAGUUAACCUGUUCCAGGAAAUGGAAUCAUCAGGUGUCAAGCCGGAUCAUAUUACCUUCACCUCAGUUUUAUCAGCUUGCGGCCAUGGAGGACUGGUACAAGAAGGGUGGGCAUAUUUCACUUCCAUGGAAAAGGUUUAUGAAAUAACACCUACUCUUGAACAUUAUACUUGCAUGAUCGGGAUCUUAGGUCGUGUCGGUUUGUUAAAUGAAUCACAAGAACUCAUAAGGAAGAUGCCAUUUGAGCCAGAUGCUUGUCUUUGGAGCACGCUUUUGCAAGCCUGCCGGAUUCAUUCAAAUGUAAAAGUGGGAGAAGAAGCAGCAAGAGCUCUUUUCCAGCUAGAACCUACAAAUGCUGCGAGCUAUAUUGUUUUGGCCAACAUAUAUGCAACAGCCGGUAUGUGGGACUUGUCCAUGAAAGUAAGGAAAUGGAUGGAAAAGCAAGGGAUAACAACAGCGAAGGAAAGUAGCUGGAUAGAAAUGAAUCAGAUGACCAAGUUCUUUGAAGCUGGGGAUCCUUCGCAUCCUGAGAUGGAGGAAAUUUUGGAGACCUGGGACAAGUUGGCUGCACAAAUGGAAGAGAAUGGCUAUUUUCCUUGUGAUAUUUGUCCGGAGGAAUUGGACAUUGGUUCUUUAGAUCCCUUUUCUUGCUAUCAUACUGAAAGGUUGGCCUUGUGUUAUGGAAUCAUUACCUCUCCAAAUAGCAGGAGUCCUAUUCAUGUUGUAAAGAACUUGCGCAUGUGCAUUGACUGCCAUACAUCAACCAAAUUCAUCUCCCAAGUUAUUGGACGUGAUAUCCUCGUGAAAGAUGGGUGCUUUUAUCAUCAUUUCAGCGGUGGUAAUUGCAGCUGCAAUGAUAAGUGGUGAAUUGUGUUAGACGUGGGAUUGUCGAAUCAUUCUUUGUGACAUGACAUUUUGCUGCUACCCGAGGUGAAGCCAAAACUUUGGUUGGUUGAUCUGAUUAACGAUCAUCCAGUACCACGCCUCUAGUGAUCCUGCAAGUACCUCUUAACUUGCAGGUACCUGCAAAUAAAACCAGCGGAUUGACUUGGUUUAUCAGCCAGAGUUUUGAGCGUUUUCUCAGAAAUCUAUGGUGACGAUAUGAAGCCGGUCUUGCUAGUGCAGGGAUAUCUAUUCCACGAAGUUGUGGAAGUUAAACAAAGGUGAGGUAAGGUAGGCGGCAACUGAUAGCAUGCAACAUGCGUCAUAUGUUUCCAUUAGACAAGUACUUUGUUGGAGAAAAUUAACAGAGAUUGCUUGGUAUCUACUACGAAUUUGACAAAGAACUACAAUGACUCGAAAAAUUGCAAUGAGCAAAGGUUCACCAGUGGUACCAAGUACUGAACUGUAAGGUAUCGCAAAUGGAGCAUAUUAAAAAUAACUGCGGACUGUCAUCUAUUUUCAUGUGACAGUUGUUUGCUGACCCGAAACCAAAUAAAUUGCAGUGCUUGUGCAGUUACACACCUGCUGCUGCUGAAAAACAAAGCUAGUGAUUUCUCAUGUUCAUAUAGAGUUUCAGAAUAAAUAGCGCCUAAAAGUUGUACAGAAAGAAUAUGUUCCCAAAGCAUUGAUGCAAAUGAGGUUGAUGCAGUAGCUGCUGGAAGGUAAAGGAACACUAGCAUUGGAAGUAGCUGCAAUUACCGAUCAUGUGGAAGGCUACCAUGUUCUGUUCUGUGAUCAGCAAGGUUGAGAAUAAUGUUUAGCUGAAGUUUAUUUCUUGUGGGUGGACAGUCCUAUUACUUUUACAUUAGCAUCAGUUCGUGUAUACAGGAUGCUUUGCUUUCGGAUACAGCAAUUGGUAAGUUUGAUUGGAAGGCUUUUCAUGGGGGAGGCAGAGGCAUCAUCCUAUGUCUUUGUGAUCAGGCAAUUUUGGGCAAGGAAUAAUAUCAGAAGAUUUUAAUAUAUUGCAAAUCUCAGAAAAGUCUCUGCAUUCCACAAAAGAACUGGAUGUCACAAAAUGUGCAAUUGAGUAAUUAACACAGUUUAUUUUGGUCUAAAAAUAUGAAAUGAAUUGGAGUUGCGGAGAAGUGAAGCAUGAUAAAAGUGUCAUCUGUUUAACUGUUAGGAGGAUGGAAGCAGUGACCUCGCCUGUCCAGAGGGACUGCUUCGUCAACUAUCUUGAAUUAGAGAACUGCCGAAUCCCAGAAAACGAGCAUUCUACAAGAUUUAUAAUAAUUUUGUAUCUAUUCUCACUUUUUUUUUCCCCCUUAAACAAUGCUAAAAGUAAAGACAGUUGAACUUUUAUAGUUUCAUCAGUAAUGUUUACUUA